Molecule: messenger RNA, 3650 nt
Organism: Capsicum annuum
Lineage: Eukaryota; Viridiplantae; Streptophyta; Magnoliopsida; Solanales; Solanaceae
Product: receptor-like protein 33
Exons: 2
Coding region: 258-3563 (1101 amino acids)
Molecular function (GO): protein binding
Source: RefSeq, a predicted model, not a curated record
AACGCGUAGAAAGAAACAAUACAAUCUGUACAUCGAUUAUUAAACAGACAGCACUUGUCCUAUUGUCCUUUUGACCAAUUCUUCAUCUUCUUUUCUAUUCAUUGCAAUCACCUCUCUUUUCUACCUUCUCUUUCGCUUCAUUCAGAACUUGAACAAAGGGGAACCCACAAAGUGGAAAAAGGAAGAAGUUUGAUGGGUUAUAAUUCCAACCAGACUUCAUUUGUUAGUUUUAUGGGAGUCCAUACAAGGUUUAUGCAAUGAGAGUUUUACAUUUUCUAUGGCUUUUCUUGAUACCCUUUUGCCAAAUAUUAUCAGGUAAUGAGAUUUUCUUGGUUUCCUCUCAAUGUCUUGAUGAUCAAAAAGCAUUGUUGCUGCAGUUGAAGGGCAGCCUCCAUUAUGAUUCUACUCUGUCAAAUAAAUUGGCAAGAUGGAACCAGAACACAAGUGAAUGUUGCAAAUGGAAUGGGGUUACAUGUGAUGGCUCUGGUCAUGUGAUUGCCUUGGAAUUGGAUAAUGAGACAAUUUCUAGUGGAAUUGAGAAUUCAAGUGCACUUUUCAGUCUUCAAUAUCUUGAGAAGCUAAAUUUGGCUUACAACAGGUUCAAUGUUGGCAUACCAGUUGGUAUAGACAACCUCACGAACUUGAAGUACCUGAAUUUAUCGAAUGCUGGUUUUGCUGGACAAAUUCCAAUGAUGUUAUCAAGAUUAACAAGGCUGGUUACUCUUGAUCUCUCAACUCUUUUUCCUGAUGUAAUCCAUCCACUAAAACUUGAGAAUCCCAAUUUGAGACAUUUCAUUGAGAACUCAACAGAACUUAGAGAGCUUUAUCUUGAUGGUGUUGAUCUUUCAGCUCAAAGGAGCGAGUGGUGUCAAUCUUUAUCGUCGUAUUUGCCUAACUUGACUAUCUUGAGUGUGCGUACUAGUCAAAUUUCAGGCCCUAUUGAUGAAUCACUUUCUAAGCUUCAGUUUUUAUCUAUUAUCCAUCUUGACCAGAACAAUCUCUCUACCUCAGUACCUGAAUAUUUUGCCAAUUUCUCAAACAUGACUACCUUGACCCUCAGCUCUUGUAAUCUGCAGGGAGCAUUUCCUAAAAGAAUCUUUCAGGUACCAGUUUUAGAGAUUUUGGACUUGUCAAAUAACAAGUUGCUUGGUGGUAAUAUUCUGAAUUUUCCUCGAAAUGGAUCUUUGAGGACGAUAUCACUAAGCUACACCAAUUUUUCUGGUUCAUUACCCGAGUCCAUUUCCAACCUUCGGAACUUGUCCAAGUUAGACCUCUCCAAUUGCAAUUUCAGUGAACCAAUACCUUCCACAAUGGCAAACCUUACGAAUCUUGUUCACUUAGAUUUCUCCUUGAACAACUUCACUGGUUCUGUCCCAUAUUUACGAUGGUCCAAGAAACUCACCUACUUGGACCUCUCUCAUAAUGGUUUAACUGGUCUCCUCUCCCCUGCUCAUUUCAAAGGACUUUCAGAGCUUGUGUACAUAAAUUUAGGGAACAACUUACUCAACGGGAUUCUUCCUUCUUAUAUCUUUGAGUUGCCCUCCUUGCAGAAGCUUUUUCUUUAUAGCAAUCAAUUUAUUGGACCGGUCAACAAAUUCCUGAAUGCAUCCUCCUCUAUGCUGGAUACAAUUGAUUUGAGCAACAACCUUCUGAAUGGAUCGAUUCCCAAGUCCAUCUUUGAGGUUGAGAGGCUUAAGGUCCUCUCACUUUCUUCCAACUUCUUUAGUGGGACAGUGCCACUAGAUCUCAUUGGGAGUCUCAGUAACCUUACAAGACUAGAGCUUUCUUACAAUAACUUGACCAUUGAAACAGGUAGAAGCAAUUCAACCUCUUUCACUUUUCCGCAGAUGAGCGUAUUGAAACUAGCUUCUUGUCGGUUGCAACAUUUUCCUGAUCUUAAAAAUCAGCCAAGGAUAAUCCAAUUAGACCUUUCUGACAACAAAAUAAAGGGAGCAAUUCCGAAUUGGAUUUGGGGAAUUGGGGAGGGAGCUCUCACUCACCUGAAUCUUUCCUUCAAUCAGCUGGAGUACCUGGAACAGCCUUACAGUGUUUCCAGCAAUCUUAUAGUCUUUGACUUGCAUUCCAACCGAAUAAAAGCUGCAAAUAAUAACCUCACUGGAAGAAUUCCUGAAUCAAUAUGCAAGGCCAACUAUCUUCAAGUUCUUGAUUUGUCUAACAAUGCCUUGAGUGGAACAAUACCACCAUGUCUACUGGAAUAUAGUACAACUCUUGGAGUGCUGAAUCUAGGGAACAAUCAUCUCAAUAGUGUUAUACCAGAUUCAUUUCCAAUUGGUUGUGCGCUGAAAACUUUAGACCUCAGUAGGAAUUUCUUAAAAAGGGAGCUGCCAAAAUCUCUUGUCAACUGUGAGCUAUUGGAGGUCCUGAAUGUUGGAAAUAACAACCUUAUUGAUCGUUUCCCAUGCAUGUUGAGGAGCUCAGGCAAUCUAAGAGUCCUAGUCAUGCGUUCCAAUCACUUCUAUGGAAAACUUACAUGUGAUGUAACAAGAAAUAGCUGGCAGAAUCUCCAGAUCAUAGAUAUAGCUUCCAAUGAUUUUACCGGUGUGUUGAAUGCGGAAUGCUUUUCAAGUUGGAGAGGAAUGAUGGUUGAAGAUGAUUACGUGGAGACAGGACGCAAUCACAUCCAGUUUCAGUUCCUUGCACAAAGUAACUUUUACUAUCAGGAUACAGUGACAAUAACCAUCAAAGGGCUGGAGCUGGAGCUUGUGAAAAUUCUCAGGGUCUUCACAUCUAUUGAUUUCUCUUCAAAUAGAUUUCAAGGAGUGCUACCAGAUACAGUUGGGGAUCUUAGCUCACUUUAUGUUCUGAACCUGUCACACAAUGCCCUUGCAGGACCAAUUCCAAGAUCAAUCGGGAAGCUACAAGUGCUUGAAUCACUAGACUUGUCAUCAAACCACCUGUCCGGGGAGAUCCCCUCAGAGCUUGCAAAUCUCACAUUCAUAGCAUCUUUGAACCUAUCGUUCAACAAUUUAUCUGGUAAAAUCCCGCUAAGUAAUCAACUUCAAACAUUCUCGGAAGAUUCCUUUGAAGGAAACAGAGGCCUAUGCGGGUUCCCUCUCAAUGGAAGUUGCAAAAGUAAUGCUUCAGAGUUGACACCACCACCAAGUUUUGAAGAUGACACUUAUGAUUGGCAGUUCAUAUUUAUGGGUGUGGGAUAUGGAGUAGGAGCAGCAAUCUCCAUUGGACCUCUGUUGUUUUACAAGCGAGGGCGGGAAUACUGUGACAAACACUUGGAGAGAUUGCUUAAAUUGAUGUUUCCAAGAUGGGGGUUCACUUACACCAGAUAUGGCCCUGGGAAGGUUGUGGCAGUGGAACACUAUGAAGAUGAGACCCCAGAUGACAGUGAAGAUGACGAUGAGGGGAAAAAAGAAGCAUCUUUUGGGCAUUAUUGUGUCUUCUGUAGUAAACUUGAUUUUCACAGAAAGGAAGCAAUACAUGAUCCAAAAUGCACUUGCCAUAUGUCAUCAUCCCCCAUUUCUUUUCCUCAUGCACCAUCCUCUUCUUCACCUUUGUUAGUCAUAUAUAACAAAAGUUUUGAUUCUUAAGCUUUCUCUCUGCACAUUAGUAGUCUGUAUAUAUUUAAAGGUACCAUAGGAUAUUGAAUCAAAGCAAAUUCAAGUCUCUUCAAGUCA